CCGGGGCGGAGGUUGAGGGGUCCUCUGCUAGCUUCGUGGCGGAGGGGAUGGGGGUACCUCUGGUCCUGACGGCGGCGGAGAUGGCCGCUCAGGGCUUCGACAUCGGCGUCGACAUCGUGCUGGCAACCAUGGAGGAGGAGGAGGAUGUGGAUCCGGACGCCGAAGCAGAGUUCGACGCGAUGAUGCUGGCCGCCGACAACCUCCGAUUUGCUCAAAAUUCGCGCCAGGUACCCCCUGCUGAUACCUUCCAGCCUGUAAAUGAAAAUGAGGUAAAUGUGGAUCCGGACGCCGAGGCAGAGUUCGACGCGAUGAUUCUGGCCGCUAACAACUUCCGAUUUGCUCAACAGAUGCGCCAGGUACCCUCUGCUGAUACCUUCCAGCCUGAAAACGAAAAUGAGGAUGAAAGGGUUCCCACCAAUCAACCCAAUCCUGAGAAUGACACUUUAUAUGGAUCUUCCAUAUCUCAGCAGAUUCAAAAUGAUACUUUACAUGGUUCUUCAAUACCUCAGGGGGGUGAUAGUAAUACAUUACAUGGAUCUUCCAUUCCUCAGGGGGGUGAUAAUGAUCCUGGAUCUGCAACUUGGUUCAAGCUUAAGGUCCCAAGUGCGUUCCAAGGGCUUCUGCAGAAUCGUCAAAUCUUUCAGCUACUGGGAAAUGAAGUUACUGCUAUAAAUGAUCUUGCUCAAGGUGUUGUUGCCGUUGUACCUCAAAGCAGUGUGGAUACAUUUCCGAUAACUCCUGAAUACACCUCAUCUCGAAGGAUACUAAAAGAGCAUGGUCCGUCUAAGUUAAAGGUCUCCGGCGUUAUCAUAAACAAAUUUUUCAUCAAAGGAAAUUUAUGGAGUAGAAGGCGUUACACAAUUGAUAACACAUGCCAUGUGUUUGAAUGGCCUGCCAGACCAGUGGAAAAUGAGAUACAGGCAGUACCCCCAAGGACUAGAGCAAGGACUACUGAAGAGUUGAUCGCCUCCAACGCAGCUGUGGUUGCAUCACAUGGCAGAGUGCUCGAGUCUAACGCUGCUGUGGUGGAGUCAAACAACAGGCUGACGGCUGCCAUCUAUCAGCUCAUCUCCCGCCUCGGCGAAUCCAGCACCAAUAGGCCAUGAAGUGGGGCAAGGAAGGUUGGUUAGAUUAGUUAGACAGAGGCGCUGUGCUGCUUGCAAACGUUGGGUCGUAUGGUCGAAUGCCUGCUGAAUUGUUUCUAAUGCCUGCUUGCAGACUUUGGGCCCUAUCGAAUGCCUGCCGAAUUGUUUGUAGUUCAAGUUUUGGCACGAUGAUAGAUAUCCCAGCUGGAUGACAGGAGAUAGGUGGGUUUACUUUUUGCUGGUAUUGCUGAGAAUGGUUCUUUUGUUGGUGGUUCCAUUGAGAAACUAACCAGCUGUGUGAAUUGCAAAAACUACUUGGUUAGAGCAAGUACAAUCUUAUCUGUUA
Molecule: messenger RNA, 1431 nt
Organism: Triticum dicoccoides
Lineage: Eukaryota; Viridiplantae; Streptophyta; Magnoliopsida; Poales; Poaceae
Exons: 7
Coding region: 48-1106 (352 amino acids)
Source: RefSeq, a predicted model, not a curated record